UUUAGUGACCUUUAUGUUUGUUUCCUUCAGUGUUGAAAGGCAGUUACAUUAAUAUAGCCUGUAAAACUUGGCGGGGUGGAGGGGAACUGAGUUGCUUUCGGAACAUAAUGCUCAUUAUUGCAUGGCUUAGGACCACAGUACUUAACAGAAUAUUUCUUCUAGGAGGAAGUUGGAAAAAGUUGGAAGGAAGGAUACAGAACUGGUAUACUUAUGUACCUGUGGCGUUACAAUAAACAUAAUGACGCACUAAUGUUAAUCAUUAAUUGUUUUUCACCACCCAGAGAGCUUUGGCUAUUGAGCUGUAUCAAAAUUAAAUUAUGUUGGCAAGUCAAAGAAAUGUGUAUGAUAGAUCAACAGCCAUUCAUUUAUUACAACAGAAUUCACUACUCUACCACCAAGUUCAGUACUCUUCCACCAAGGUUUCCAGCUAAGGAUUCGAUAAAGGAUUGGCACUAGAAAAACUAUGGAACAGUAUACAGCAAACAGCAAUAGUUCAACAGAACAGAUAGUUGUGCAGGCUGGACAAAUUCAGCAACAGCAGCAGGGCGGUGUCACUGCUGUCCAGUUGCAGACUGAGGCUCAGGUGGCAUCUGCCUCAGGCCAGCAAGUCCAGACCCUCCAGGUAGUCCAGGGUCAGCCACUGAUGGUACAAGUAAGUGGAGGCCAGCUGAUCACAUCAACUGGUCAGCCAAUCAUGGUACAAGCUGUGCCUGGAGGUCAAGGUCAGACCAUUAUGCAAGUUCCAGUUUCCGGAUCACAAGGACUUCAGCAGAUUCAGUUGGUCCAGCCUGGUCAGAUUCAGAUCCAAGGUGGGCAAGCUGUGCAAGUUCAGGGUCAGCAGGGCCAGACACAGCAAAUAAUCAUCCAGCAGCCACAGACUGCAGUUACUGCUGGCCAGACUCAGACCCAACCACAAAUUGCAGUCCAAGGGCAGCAGGUAGCCCAGACAGCAGAAGGCCAGACAAUUGUUUAUCAGCCUGUUAAUGCUGAUGGAACAAUUCUUCAGCAAGUUACAGUCCCUGUUACAGGGAUGAUCACCAUCCCAGCAGCCAGUUUGGCUGGAGCACAGAUAGUCCAGACUGGUGCCAACACCAACACAACCAGCAGUGGACAAGGGACAGUAACUGUGACGCUGCCUGUUGCUGGAAAUGUAGUUAAUUCUGGUGGGAUGGUCAUGAUGGUCCCAGGUGCUGGAUCCGUGCCAGCUAUCCAGAGGAUACCUUUGCCUGGGGCUGAGAUGCUUGAAGAGGAACCCUUAUAUGUGAAUGCUAAACAGUACCACAGAAUUCUGAAGAGGAGACAAGCAAGAGCUAAACUGGAAGCAGAAGGGAAAAUUCCUAAAGAAAGAAGGAAAUAUCUGCACGAAUCCCGGCAUCGACAUGCUAUGGCAAGAAAGCGAGGAGAAGGUGGGCGGUUUUUUUCACCAAAGGAAAAGGAUAGCCCUGAUAUGCAGGAUCCCGGCCAGGCAAAUGAAGAAGCAAUGACACAGAUGAUUAGAGUAUCCUAACAACCAGCCAAAGAACAAAGCAACUGGACAAAUACCUUGUCUGUCUCUGCAACUGUUCCCUAUCCUACCUAUCAAACAAACUUCUAAAUUGGAAAUUUGCCAUAUGCACAGCCUGUUCUCUUUUCCAGAACAAAUACUACACUCUCACGGAGUGGUUUGUUUUAGGAUUUUAACUGCAGUGGACUCAGCAAAUGGAAAUUCAUAUGGACUUUGGUUAUCUACUCACCUAGUUCUGACCAGGGAGCCGGAAAGCCUGACCAGCAGGCCUUUAACAUCUGUGACAAUAACAGUGGCCCAGCUUAAAACUGGCACUGCCUCAGCAAUAACUGGCAUAUUGAAACAUCCCUUGGAAGCCAUGGCUCCUGAACCACCCAGGAGUGCUACUUCGUUGGAGCAGCCACUGCUGAUGUGGGUUUGUUUGCUCAGUGAAGCCUUCUUGGUUUCUGCUGAACCUCACAGCCUCAGAAUGUGUGUACUCCCGACAGCACAACUUUCCACUGCAAAAGCAUCUUCUCUAAUUAAAACUGUGAAAAGAUGUUGGUGGUUUUUCUUCAGGUCUCUGCUCUGUAUAAAUCAUCACCUAGUUUUCAAGACAAAAUUAACCAGUUUUUGCAAAAGUAUCGGAAAAGUUAUUUUACCCAAGAGUGGUGAAUUUGCGUUCCAAGCAGUAGAAGGGAGAUAGCAUAAUGACCUUGAGAAGCUCAAGAGAGGGGAUAAUAGGUGGAUGUUAGUACAAGAAAACAUUAUCACUGAAGCCCUGCUCUGGCUCACUAACUUGAUCUUCCUGCAGGCUGGUAAAUAUCUGGGAUUAUUCCAGAUAAGCAUUGAUAGAGUUGUUUCUCCAAGAUCAGAGGAUUAGCCAUGGUGCUGUGAGCAUUGUCAGGAUGGGACACCCAUGUACUUGCUGGAAUCAUUGUAUCCUGCUGUAACUCAGACUGUUUUGCUUAUGAAAAUUGAUACAGGCAGCUCUUUGAAGCUUUUAUAUAUAAUGAUCUUUGUGAAUUUGGCACUUGACACUUCUGUAGCUGUCAUUUUCUGUUGCAGACAACUGUUGUUUUCUCCUCUCAUGACUGCCCCAGAUGUGUUUUGGCUGCUUAGUGAUAAAUCUUUAUGAAAAGGGGCAGACCAAAGCUUGCUUUUUGCAGCCUUAUUUGACAAUUCAGAAAUUAGCAUUAGAUCUGAUUUUAUUCUGGCAAGCACUGCCUUGUUGCCACUUUCAUCUCAUGACUGCUCAUUUAGGUACUGCCACAAGGCCCAGCUAGUGUUAUGCUCUGCUUUUGUAUGUUCACAGGCUUAUGUUUAAGCCUUCAUUGCUUAACCAAGAUUGAGAGUCGUGGAAGACUGGAGCAGGCACAUUACUGCAUGAUGAGAGGUGAACUACCCAAUGAAAGAAGUAGCAAUUCAGCAGUGUUGUAUAGGGAAAACAUUGGGAUGUUAUCCAUGCAUUUUUUACAGGAGUCUUUUGGCUUUGGAAGAGGUGCCAUUGUUAGCAGAAGCUCUCUUUAGUGGGGGAAAAAGCAGUAUGCUUCACUUGAUCUUGCAGUGAUUUAGAGAAGAUAACCUUCGCACAACUUCUAUUUCAUAAAAUGUGAGAAAUUAGAGUGUGUGUGAUUGAUUUGUCUUAGGAAAUGAAAAGUUCUGAGAACAACUGAUUGAACAAUGAUGUCAAUCCUGAAAUAAGUUGGAGAAAAACAUAACAUGAGACUGUAAUGCACAGUGUGGUUACCUAAAAUUCCAGUGUUCCAAUUUAAGCUAUUGGAAGCAAAUAAGGGUUAUAUAUUGUUUAAUUCUGUAUUGACUACUUGUGUCAUUUUUAAGCCUGCAUGUAGGUUGUAUGUUUCUAGAUGUUUUGGGUUUGUUUUUAAAAACUCUGAUAGCCUUUUGUGUUCAUACCUCUGUAUUUUCAGCAUCCUGGGUGCCUUUGAUUACCACUGUGGUAUUUGUCAGCUGGCUGCUUCAGCGUUAUCUUGCAUUUCUCUCCUCUGACUUUUGACAAUAAAUAUCCAAGGUAGGGCUUAGGUGAUGUAUUAGUGAUGGAACAAUGAAUGCUUUGCGGAGAUAGUUGUUUCUCAGCAUUGUUGUAAAUAUAAAAGGCAUUGGUACGUCCCAAGAUAUUAAUAGGUAUGGUGAGGGUAAAUAUUGUAUAGACCAGGUUAAAGAAGUUUCUCCAUGAGUUCCCCCAGUUCACUUGUCAGCUUGAUCAUUGCAAACUGGGAUGCUAAGGGAUCUAAGUUUCUCUUUUUUCUUUGUGUGUGUAAAAACCCUAACAAGUCGCUUGCAACUUUAAAAGAUCUAGCCAUUGAUACAUUUUCCCACAUCUAAAAAACAAAACCAAAAUUGGUCUUUGUGAUAACUAUAUGUAGAUGAUGGAGACACCUGUUUCUUUUUUGGUCUUUAAAGAAUUCCUAUAGUUAGUUUUUUGUGUCCCCCCUCCAUAAUGGUGUAAAAUGCCUUGAUAGCAUCUAUUAUACCAUGGCUUAGUCUUCAUGUGUAUAGGUCAAACUUACUUCAAAAUAUUUGUUAAUACUGGGAGUCUCAAACUGCAACAUGUUGCAAAAUGUUCUGUUCUUGGGUAAAAAAUUAAAGCAGAAGUAAUGCCAAAAUGCAAAUUCUUGAUUAGAAGUAAAAAGUCAGACCAUUAAAUGUUAAUUAGGCAUAGACUUAAGGAUAAGGAUGUACUGAGUUUAAGGAAAGUGUAAAUUCUUCUGUUUACCUAUAAGGCACUGGAACAUUGAGCCCAUUUAAAGCAGUUUGAUACUUACGGGGUGAAGUAGCAAUUCCCAAGUAGCGCUCAACUUUUUCAGAUCUUUUGCAUGUAAAAUAUCAAUUUCUUGGGUUGUGAAUGGGAAUGAGGGGCAUUGAUAUUUGUGUAUUGUAAGGCAAAGUUUGUAUAUAGUUCAAAAGUUUAUAAUUUUUUAUGCUGCAUUUUGAAGUGUAUUUUGUCUUUAAUAGAUACAACUGUAAGUACUGUGUACACUAUCCAGCCAAUAAAACGUUUAUAAAAUAUGUUGUUGACCUCUAGGCUGAUCACACUCAUGCUUCAUUUGAAACUGCAAGGAUGUUCAGCAGUUCCAAAUAAGUGUGGAAAGGGGCUAAUACUACACUUGCUGACAAACAUGCUCAAAACCAUGUAAUGAAGGGUGAUGCAUAUGAGACUUGUGUUAACCUGAGUGUCCCUUGAAUGGUGCUGCCUACUUUACCUGUAGGGGUGAAUUACCUCUGCAUUUUACAAGAUUACACACGCUCUGUUGGUUUUUAAAAUAAUGUUCCAAAUAAGCAACUACUUUGGUUGUAAAUAUCAGUCAGUUUGAGCAGUGUUGAUUUUUCUAUUAUAGGCUUGGGGCAGUAACUAAUAAAAAUCUGAAUUUGAAUUCUGUAUUAAGCAUGUUCUCUAGAAUGUAGGUGUCCUUAAUUUCUACCAGGUGUGAUGAAAAUGUUGUUUUUAGCCAAGCUGGGUUUCAGCCAAGUUGCAUGAGCAGUUGAUUGCAUGGUGAAGCUCUUUCUAGGCUGAGCUACUACAGGUUGCACUCUUUUUACAUUUUUGUAUUUUUGAAAUAUUUAUGGUAUCUUAUGAGCUGUUGUAAAUCACCCAGAGAGCUUCAGCUAUUGAGCAGAAUAGAAAUGACAUGAAUGUGAUGUGAUGCAUGCCUGAUUGUUCUCAGAGUUCAAAGAAUAAAUCUCUUGCACAUAGAAAAUUAGCAUGUUAGGGGGUAAUUCUAGUUUUCUGUGAGCAUGGAGAUUUGGGAUAUAGAGAGAACAUCAUUCAGGCACAGAAUCCUUGCAGUCUGGUGUGGUACAUUCCAGGAAGAUGUGUUGCAUGGUUCUCAAGACAUUAAGUGUCAACUUGUGAUACAGGAGUGAUUCAGACCCUGUAGCUUUAUUGUUCAUUUUCUGAACUGGUAGCAUCUGUUUUGAUACUAGAGAGAAAGUGCAAUUAAUCUUUCCCUCUCAAUGCUUUUAAAACAUACAUAUCAAAACUUCUUGUUGCCCAUGCUUGUUUUAUAUAUUGUAUUUUAUAGGGACCUAAUAAAUGCACUUAUCUUUAA
Varanus komodoensis (Komodo dragon) is the source of this 5553-nucleotide messenger RNA. It is a transcript of the gene NFYA, whose product is annotated as nuclear transcription factor Y subunit alpha. The transcript is spliced from 10 exons. Gene Ontology annotation, cellular component: CCAAT-binding factor complex. The record is from RefSeq and is a predicted model, not a curated record. Gene Ontology annotation, biological process: regulation of transcription by RNA polymerase II. Gene Ontology annotation, molecular function: DNA-binding transcription factor activity, RNA polymerase II-specific; RNA polymerase II cis-regulatory region sequence-specific DNA binding. Bases 464 to 1507 code for a protein of 347 amino acids. NCBI's taxonomy places the organism in Eukaryota, Metazoa, Chordata, Lepidosauria, Squamata, Varanidae.